Molecule: messenger RNA, 894 nt
Organism: Sorex fumeus (smoky shrew)
Lineage: Eukaryota; Metazoa; Chordata; Mammalia; Eulipotyphla; Soricidae
Exons: 6
Coding region: 1-894 (297 amino acids)
Source: RefSeq, a predicted model, not a curated record
AUGGCUUUCCUGGUCGCCGGGACCUUGCAGGCAGCUGCACAGGUGGUGGACUCGCAGGACAGCCUGGGGAGAAAGGGGAAGUACAGCCUGCAGGGCCCCAGGGCGGCCCUGCUGCUCAGCAGUCCUGGGGUGCCGGCCGGGAUCCCCCAGCUCCUGGAGGAUGCCUUCCGAGCGCUUGGCUUCCACAGCUGCCGGAGGAGGGAGGCCGAGGCGCAGGCUUUCCUGGGGGAGCUGGCGGGGUUCCGGGAGCAGCUGGAUGCCCAAGGUCGCCCCGUGGGCUGUGCCCUGGUGGCCGUGGUGGCUCCCGCAGGGCAGCUGCAGCAACCGCAAUCGCUGGCUUGGGAGCUGAGCUACUCUACUGCCCUGCGGGGCUGUCCCAAGGUCCUGCUGCUGCUGUCCAGCACUCCUGGGGCACCCCUGCAACCUGGCGCCUUCCCCAGCAUCCUAGCCGAGCUGUGUGGCCUCACCCCUCAGCUGCCUCUGCUGCGGCUCCUCACAGAGGUCUUCUUGAGGGUGACUGAGGCAUCCCCGGGGGCCACCAGCUGUCCUGUGCUCCGGAGCUCUUUGCGGGGGUCACUGUGUCUGCAGGAGGUGGAGCCCUGGAAGCCAGAGCCAGAAGGCCUUGGGGUCCGGUACGAGCUGGCAGGAGCCAGGGCUGCCCUCAUCGUGGCGGUGGUGCGGGGCCGGCCUGGGGCCUGGUGUGAUGUGGAGGCACUAAGGGGUCUGUGCCAGGCCCUGGGCUUCCAGACCACUGUGAGGACAGACGCCACAGCACAGGUGAGGGCCUCAGAUCUGGUGGCACUGCAGGAAGGACAGACACAUCCUGGUCCAGCCUGUGCUCGCUGCCGUGACCUCUUCCCUGCCCCUGGCUCCCGGCACCCUCAGACUCUCUGA